Molecule: messenger RNA, 1083 nt
Organism: Pyrenophora tritici-repentis Pt-1C-BFP
Lineage: Eukaryota; Fungi; Ascomycota; Dothideomycetes; Pleosporales; Pleosporaceae
Source: RefSeq, a predicted model, not a curated record
AUGGCGCCGGCGCCUACCUCCUGGCCUAUGGCUCUGUCCGUCUUGAUACCCUUACCGUUCGACAUCAUCUCCACCGUGCUGCGCUUCUGGAUCCGGUAUAAGAGGAAGGCGUGGGGUCCAGAUGAUUGGGCUAUGCUGGUUAACUUGCCGUUGUGGACGGUGAGCACCGUAGCUACGAUUGCCAUGUCGUUUAGUGGAAUCGGUCAGAAGGAUGCUACGCUGAGCACCUUUCAGUACUCAAAUUCUUUGAGGUGGUUUUACAUCUUCCAAGAGCCGUGGUGCUUCACCCUGGUUGCCAUCAAAGUCAGCAUCGGCUUCGCUCUUAUCAGAAUCGCGAGCGGCAAGAAAUGGAAGAAUUGGACCCCUACAAUGGAAGGUGAAUGCAACGACCGCAACAUCCAAACCGUCCUCUCCUACGCCGUCGCCGUCGUGUCAAUCUCCACAGACUGGAUAUUCGCCACCCUCCCCAUCUUCCUCCUUUGGAACGUGCAACUAGACUGGCGCGUCAAAGGCUCAGUCAUGCUCAUGCUAGGCCUAGGAGUAUUCGCUUCCAUCGCCCCCAUUGUCCGCCUUAAAUAUCUAAUCGGCCUAAACGACAGCACCCGCCUCCUCCAAAAUCUCGGCAACAUCCUCGCCUGGGCAUCCGCAGAGAUGAACGUCGGAAUGUUCGUCGCAAACCUACCCGCCUGCCACCCCCUGCUCAAACACGCAAUCUCCCAGUUCUCCUCCUGGACAGGCGGCAGCGGUUCCCGUAGUCUCUCGUACGGCAAAUCGAAAAAACUCGGUGCCCAGCGCUUGUCGCGGGAUCCGGCGUCGAAGCACUGGGUCGAGCUUGAGGAGCAGCCUGAUGACGGUAGGGGUUGUAACGGCGGAGGAACAAAGGGGUCAAAGGGAUCACCGGGCGUUGAGACGAGGAUUUAUGGCGAGCUGGAUACCACGGUUAGGGGUAGUAUGGAUGGCGGUGAUGAUGGUAGUGGGAGGAUGACGGUUGAGGGGGUGCGGAGGGAUGGAAUGCAUGUUAGUGUGCAUAGAGAGAUUAAGAUGGAGGUUAAUCAUUGGGGCAGGUCCCAGGACACGGUUUGA